Messenger RNA from Cryptosporidium ubiquitum, 891 nucleotides. RefSeq lists its product as uncharacterized. Bases 1 to 891 code for a protein of 296 amino acids. The record is from RefSeq and is a predicted model, not a curated record. The transcript has a single exon. NCBI's taxonomy places the organism in Eukaryota, Apicomplexa, Conoidasida, Eucoccidiorida, Cryptosporidiidae.
AUGGAAAAAAUUAACUACUAUUUUAAAGCCUUAUCUCAAGAGCUAGAGCUACUGAAUAGAAUUAUAUACAAGUUUAAGAAUCAGCAUGGAAGGUUAGGCUAUUUCAAGAGUAUCUUUAGGAUUACAAAAGAACUCAAAAUUUUUUGUAUUGCUUUACAAGAAACUUUUUAUAAUAAAAAUUCAACAGAAAAUGCUGAAAAUUAUUAUAAAAAUCUUAGAGAUCUUAGGAGGAUAGUUCGCAGAAUUAAGUGGGAUCUUAAGGACGCAGGUACAUCCAUUUCCAGACUAUUAUCUCAUGGCUUUUUUUUGCCAAUGGUUUUUCUUCUUUUUUCCACCUUAAGUAGAGUAUUUUCAGUGAUAAUUAAUAUUAAAGUUACUAUUGAUAGUACGAUUCCUACUAUUCCAUUUAAGCCAAGUAAUGUAAAUCAAAAUGUCCACUCAUCUACUAACGAUAAUAAAAGCAAUUACAAUAAUGGUAAAAAAAGUACAAAUUUAAAUUGCAGAAAUUCCGAAUUAUCGCAUUUCGGAUAUUUUAAUGAAGAAGAUGAUGAUUUGGGAGAAAUCGUAUCCUACAAUUCAUUGAUUGAGAAUAGUAAUACUAUUCACAACCACGAAAAUGAUACUUUAUCAGUAGCUAAUAAUAAUGAUAACUUAGAGUCUAAUUCUGGAGUAAAGGAUUUAUUAGUUGAUUCAACUUCAGAACAAACAGUAAAUAAAGAAAUUUGUACUUUAAAUAGCUUAGAAAAUAAUACCGAACCUCACAAUAAUGAUAUGAAUGAAAGUUUAAGUAUUGAACCAAUUGCUAAUGAAGUUAAUGUAUUUAAAAAGCUAAUUAGAGCGUGGAAUAUCCAUAUGAUUUUACGUUCCAAAAGGAGAAAGCUUGUCAUUUAA